Messenger RNA from Oncorhynchus nerka (sockeye salmon), 4712 nucleotides. RefSeq names its product zinc finger and SCAN domain-containing protein 2-like. Gene Ontology annotation, molecular function: RNA polymerase II cis-regulatory region sequence-specific DNA binding; DNA-binding transcription factor activity, RNA polymerase II-specific. NCBI's taxonomy places the organism in Eukaryota, Metazoa, Chordata, Actinopteri, Salmoniformes, Salmonidae. Bases 662 to 1978 code for a protein of 438 amino acids. Gene Ontology annotation, biological process: regulation of transcription by RNA polymerase II. Gene Ontology annotation, cellular component: nucleus. The transcript has 5 exons. The record is from RefSeq and is a predicted model, not a curated record.
UAAGGAUAUAAGCAUUCGCUGUUCUGCAGUCCUCCGCUCUACCAACUGACUUCAUUUUCCCUCAUUUGUGAGUUAGCUUGGAUUCUUUUUUAAUUAGGAAACUGGAAAUGCACGUUUGUUCUCUAUCGGGGAAUGUGCGAACAACAGGCAAAUGUAUAUCUUUUAGGCGUAUUUAUGCGGUAGGAAAAGGUUUCUUUUUCGAUCCGGAUUUCAGCAUUUAGUGUUCUACAGUCUUCCGCUCUAGCAACUGAGUUAUGGAUUUUAGAGAACUGUGGAUAAACUUGAAGUGUUUUGAAUUCUUCUGUAUGAUUGGAUUCGUACACCUUGACUAUUCUUUAAGAAACUGGAAAUGCACAUAUUAUUCUCUAUAGGGGGAUGUGCGAACAACAGGUAAAAAUAUUUUGGGGGGCGCAUUGAUGAAAAAGAUUCCUCCUUCGAGCCGGAUUUGAACCAGCGACCUAAGGAUUUCAGCAUUUUGCGUUCUACAGUCCUCCGCUCUACCAACUGAGCUAUCGAAGGGACAUGGAGAAAUCUUUGGAGCAAAAGGUACAUGUUUGUAUCGUAGAAUUGAGUUUAGUCUUCUCUACCGGAUGUUGAUCAACGUCGACCAUUCAGCAAUCGUGAGAUUUCCGUGUAUUGAGCGCUCGUCAGAACUGUCGACAUGUGUCCAAACGGGUCUUUCCAGGCACAACUUUCUUCAAUUAUGGAGACGCUGACGACGUCUGCCGUUGCAGAGAUUACAAAACUGGUCGAUUACAGUUCUGCCCUUCUAUUCUCGGAGAUAUCCCGACAACAGGGAGAGAACGACGCUCUUCGGAAGGCAUUGUACUGUAUGCAAAUCGAGCUCGGGACCGAGAGACCAAAGCAGGGCACCUCUUCUGUUGAUAUAUCUUUAGAAGUUCAGCUUUGCGACGAGAUCCAGAAUAAUAAAGGCGUGGGGGACCACUGGUUUCCGGACAAGCAGUUGGUUGUGAGUGAGAGGCACUAUGGAGUGGAUGCUGCCAUCGAAUUGGGAGAAACCAGUGCACCGCAGCGCAGAACAGUGAAGGAAGAAUGUCCUGACGUGAAACAGGUCAUUUUACAACCAGACCCUAAAGGUGAGGACAGGCCGGAGGAGGUUGUGGAGGCUAGUCACCCGGAGGAAGCAGAGCACAUCAUUAUCGGUGGAGAAGGAAAUGGUGGCCUGUCCCUAAAAGAUGAUUUCCAGGCCAUGGACGAGAGCCAGUCAGAGGCGUACCACAGCUCCACAGCAGAGCCCGAGGAAGAAGACACCAGCCAAGACUUCAGCGAGGAGCUGGAGAUGUGGGUCAAGUCUGAGCCGGGGUCAGAGAGCGACACCGUCAGCUUCACCCCCAGUGUCGCAGAAAACAAGAUGGUCGACCACCUCACGGGCAGGGAAAUGCACGCCUGUUCAUACUGCAACAAACGCUUCAACUACCGUAGCCAGGUGAUAAUCCACGAGCGGGUUCACACGAGGGAGAGGCCGUUCGUCUGCAAGCAGUGCGGCAAGGGUUUCUCCCAGAUUAACAACCUCAAGAAGCACCAGCUCUGUCACAGGGGAGGGGAGGGGAAUCACGAGUGCGGGGAGUGUGGAAAGGUGUUCUGCCACACCCAGAGCCUGAAGAAUCACAUGGUGGCAGCUCAUGGCUUCGGUUCAAGGUUGGACUGCGAGACGUGCGGCAAGACCUUUCACAAUAAGAAAGCUCUCAUCGCACACUCCACCAGUCACAGCAGGGCUUUUGGCUGCGAGAUAUGCGGGAAGGCUUUCGGUACGAAACAAACUCUUAAGACCCACCAGUUCACUCACACGGGGGAGCGUCCGUUCAUCUGCAACUACUGCGGCAAGAGCUUUGCCUACCUCUGUAACCUUAAAACUCACAACAGGGUUCACACUGGGGAGAAGCCCUUUGGCUGUGAGCUGUGUGGCAAGUGUUUCACUCAGAAACACUGCCUGGAGAAACACUUGUGUAUAGAUUAAAGAGCUGUAGAUACACAGAGUGACUACAGCAAACGACCGUCUAUGUUUACUUGUUGGCACCAAAUGUUCCAUGGCCGUAACAUUCUAAUCUGCGUUCUGACUAGGAUGUUGUGGUCCUGUAGUCUGGGUACCAGUCUGUUUAGCUACCGUUCCACUCCUUGUGCUAUGGGCCACAGAGACGGGCCUUUCUUCAAUCUCAGCGUUUAAUAUGCAGCUGGAUUUUGUGAGGAGUUGCUGAUUUGUUGUUGGAAAUAACGUUAUUGUUUGGCAAUGGCACAGAGUACAAGGAGUGGUAUGUUAGCUAAACAGACUGGUACCCAUGCUAGUGGUCUUGUGCUAUCAUGGGGGAAAUUCUAAACCUAAAACCAAGUUUGUUGAACUGUGCGUAUUCUAUUGCUUUGUUGAGGAGACUUGAGAGUUUCUAGUAAAGUGUCUACAUGUGUGUGGGACAGAUUGACCUGUGCAAAUAUUUAUUGUUUUUUCUUAUAAUAUCACAUUGUUAUUUUAGGUAAUUUGAUCAAUGUUUAGUUACAUUUUAGCUGACAUUUUAAUUUGCACGAUUACGAAUUACAUCGACAGUUACUACUACAACUUCUAUCAUUACUGUGGCGGUAACAAUAGUGUGAGGGGAUUGACACACAAAGCCAAAUCUCCCCUUCACAUUCUGAUUGGACAGAAAUAGAUCUCCCCCUGUUGAGUUGGGUUUCUCUCAAAGUUUAUUGGUCAUCACUAGCUUCCACAGCUACAAAGUCAUAAACCCGCCCGUUUCUACAGUUUCUCUUCUUACAUUUUGAUUUUAAACCUAACCACACUGCUAUUCUUAUACCUAUAACCCUAACCUUAACAUGAAGAGCAAAAAUGAAAAUACAUACAUUUUUACGAUAUAGCCAGUUUUGACCUUGCGGCUAGUGAAAAGUUUAUUCUGAUCAAGGUCGUUUUCCCUACUGACCUUUUUUACUGUACUACAAAUAUUAGCCUACAUAUAUUUUAUUUGUUUGUUUUAACAAAUGUAAUUUUGACAAAUCAGCUGGUAUUCACUGUGUACAUUAUAUCCAAUCCAUGCUUUAACGUUGUAAUGAUAAAAUAUUGUAUUCUGUCCUGAUUCUGUCCACAUAUAUAGCAUAACAUAUACUGUUGUAUUUCAUUGGGAAAACAGUUCUUGACAAUACGUAUUUCACUUGGUCUGGGUAUUAAGUAUUGCUAGAAUAACUUUUUAUAUAUUUUACUUUCUGACCUUAUAUGUAUGGAAAUGGCCGACCAUGACUGUGAAAAAAACUUGUGGUACAGUCUUACAAUGGAUGGGCCGUGUCUGCUCACAAGCUAAACAUGCAGACGGAAAAAGUGAGGGAGAUGGCCCACAACACUGUCUUCGUCAACUCCUACUCACACCGUCUCAGCACUGUUGACUGAAGUUGAUAUUUUGUGAUCCGAGGUCAUUCCCCUCAUGUUUGUUCCCCACCGACUGAGGUUCUUCAAUGAAACUUGGAGUGAGGUGAAUGCUGACCGACUACCACUGGACGUACUCAGUGAGGUGGCAAACACCUACCACGCAUUUUACGACACCAUCAACCACAUUGGGAACCUGGAUUGGGUAAAUGGCGAAUCAUCCUAUGAAGCAAACAAUCUUGUUUUGAAACUUGAGGAUUUCCAGUUUGUUCCAGCUCUUCACCUACGCCAGGUUUUCUCCAACAUUGAUGUUGCAUUUGACACUCUGAAGCACAAAGCAAUGGAUGUGGCAGCCUGCAAAGCUAGCAUUGAGGAGCUGGUUCAACACAUCCAGAGCAAGAAGUCUGACUCUGCCUUUGACAGUGUCUACCAGAAGGCUGAGAGAUUGGCUCAACACCCAUGCAAAAGUCUCAAGUAGACGGAUGACUUAGACCCUCUGACACACUUCAAGGCUGUGUACUACGAAGCUCUGGAAACCGUCAUCUCUCAGAUCCAGGUUUGUUACGCACAUCUGGAUGACCUACGCUUCCUCGAGCUGCUGGAUCCAGCGAAGUUCACUGACAUGAACAUCCAUUUCGCAACAGAUGUGGUGGAUAGCCCAGUGAAGCUCUACGAGGGCUUCUUCAACGUGGACAGGCUCAGAGUGGACCUGAAGGCAUUCUACAUAGGCCAAGGACAGCAGCAGGACAGCCACAAGCUCUGUGAAUGGAUCUGUUACAUCCGGUCCCAGAAGAACCCACUACCAGAGCUCUACAAGCUGAUGUGCCUUGUGGCGACCAUUGGAGUGACCUCAGCUGACGUGGAGGAAAGCUUCCCCUGCCUGAAGCGCAUUCAUGACUUUGUGAAAGGGGAAAAGUUGGACGAUCAGCUCCACCAGAACAUGGCCAUGAUGUGCAUAGAGAAUGAGGGUUUGUCACAAACUCGGGGAGCAGCACUGGUAUGACAAAGUCACAAACCUCUGGGCCAGAAAGACCAAGAGAGAAGAUGAGUUCAUCACCAAGAUGGCUGCAGGAGGGUUGAAAGGGCAGGCAGCAAAGAGGACCUCCACAGCAACAGAGGAAUCUCAGGAGCCACCAGUCAGGAAGCAUGAUGACGAGGUUUUUCUCACCUGAAUGAUCUGAAUCUAGAUUCCAACACACAGGUCUCGCCAUCAUUGUAUGAUUUUUUUUGUGUGGAAAUGAACUGAAGCUUACGGACAAUGUCAAGGUGAUGAGUUAUUCACCAUUUUUGAUGAACAAAUAAGGUUUUAUAUGUAAGAUGGCUAAAUAAAGAGCAAAAUUAUUGAUAA